Messenger RNA from Meriones unguiculatus (Mongolian gerbil), 1572 nucleotides. RefSeq names its product NOBOX oogenesis homeobox (gene Nobox). Gene Ontology annotation, biological process: regulation of transcription by RNA polymerase II. Bases 1 to 1572 code for a protein of 523 amino acids. Gene Ontology annotation, molecular function: DNA-binding transcription factor activity, RNA polymerase II-specific; RNA polymerase II cis-regulatory region sequence-specific DNA binding. The transcript is spliced from 9 exons. Lineage: Eukaryota; Metazoa; Chordata; Mammalia; Rodentia; Muridae. The record is from RefSeq and is a predicted model, not a curated record.
AUGCAACCCACGGAGAAGCUCAGCAGGAAACUGCGGGGCCAAGAAGCUGUUGGCAAGGCCAGGACUGCUGAGCAGGAGACAGAGGUACCCCUACGGGAUACUGCCCCACCUACUCAAGAUGACCACAGCAAGAGGUCCUCACUCCCCAGAGCUGGCUCAGGAAAGAGGCCACUGUCAAAGACCACGGGGGAGUCAGUAGCUGCUGACACCUGCAGAGUGCACAAAGACCCAGCACCAGCUGCAUGUAGUCCCCAACCCCAGGGAGAAGGUUUCUCUCUCCCAGAGAAAAAGCCAAAGAGAGUGAAGUCAUCCAUUUCUGCAGUCCCUGGCCAAGCCUCCAGUCUCCUCAAGACACUGACCCAGAAGAGUCAAGCGGAAGACCUGAAGAAAGAAUCCCUAGAAGUGACCUGUCAACUUCGGAAAAAGACUCGAACCCUGUACCGCUCAGACCAGCUGGAGGACCUGGAGCGGAUAUUCCAGGAAGACCACUAUCCUGACAGUGACAAGCGCCACGAGAUUGCCCAAAUGGUGGGGGUCACCCCCCAACGCAUCAUGGUGUGGUUUCAGAACCGCAGGGCAAAGUGGCGAAAAGUGGAGAAACUGAAUGAAGAGAAUAAGAAUGGUCCUGCAGCCCCCAGUGUGGAAAGCAGCCAGUGCAGAUCUGCACCUGAGCUCCUAGCUGCUAUACCUACAGACCUAGAGCCUGGCCCUGUUCCUCCAGAGCACAUUCUGGAUGCCUUUCCUGAGCCUCCCAUGUUGCUGACUUCCAACCAGACUCUGACCCCCUCUCAGCACAAUGGGGGUACUCAGAGGGUGGCAGUGACCCCACCACUCCUCAGCCCACCACCUAUUCAAAGGAGCAACCUUCCCCUUCCUCUGGAUCCUGUUCAAAUCCCUCAAGUGAUGCCUCCACUUCAGGAUGUUCCUGGGAGUGACAACAUAUACAAGAACAUCCCCUGUGGGUCCUGGGGCACCAGCAUCACUUCACCACCCACCUACUCAAACUUGGAAGACCUUGGGCCUCAGGAUUACCAAGCAAGCAGCCACUUGGGUUCAUUCCAGUUCUCCCAGGCUCCACAGACCCCUCCUUUCCCACCCCUUCAGUCCCAGUUUCCAUACCUGCCCCCCUUCCCUUUCCCCAUUCCAAGCUCGCUGACAUUCCUACCACUGGAAGACUCUCUUUUUUCAUUUCCUUUUGGCCUCAAUGGGGACUUGUCGCAGGAAUAUUGUCCAGGGCCCCCACCAGGUCAGAGCUUGCUACAGCUACCUGCUGGAAAUAUGGGUCCAGGACCCUGGAAUGGCCAUUGUUUGCAAGAACAUCCCUCCCCUCAUACACUCUGCCCUCAAGCUCUGGGACACCCCCUAGACCUGCUUCCAGCUCCUUGUGCUCAGAUUAUGAGCAAGCAGUCUUCCUUAGGCCUCAAUGGGCUUCCUGAAAACACUAGACCAGAGUCAGGGGCCUCACAAUGCAAACUGGCAGAGGAGGAGACUGCCUCUUUCCUUGAGAAGUCCACACCAGAGCAGGUCAGAGACAAAAAUAAGAAUAGCCAUGCCACUGGGGACAAAGAGUGA